AUGUCAGGCUUAUUAAAUAAUAAUGUUAAUAUUAUUGAUUUGCCUUGUAAAUUUGGGAUCCAUUGUACAAAUCCGAAAUGUCGUUAUACACAUCCUUCUCCUGCUACUACAUUUACAUCACAAGAACCUUGUAGAUAUUAUCCAAAUUGUCAGAAUCCAGCAUGUCCUUACUUACAUAUUGAUUAUAAUAGUGAGUACAGUAAUGUUACUACUAAUAGUGGUACUAUUAACAAGGUACCAACACCUUGUCGUAACGGAGCUAAAUGCACAAGGCCUGGAUGUCAUUUUCUUCACCCAUGGGACAUGGAAACAGACGCAACUGCUAUACCAUGUAAAUUUGGAUAUAAUUGCAAAAGAGCAGAUUGUAUGUACGAUCAUCCAAUGGGUAAGAAAUUGCCCACUCAUAUUUCAGAAAGAACAUUUGCGUUACCAGAACAAAUGACGGAGAAGAUUUUACCAAUUGGUAGCGGUGGUGGUGACAAUAAAGACAUUAAAGAUCAAGAAAAAAUAUUGAAUCGAUUAAAUAAUAACAAUGGAGAUGGUAAAUUUAUAACAAGUAAUAAUAAUAAAUUUUCCGAAAUAAAUCCAAUAAGUAAUUAUAACCAAAGUGGCGGUAGAGGCGGCGGUGGAGAACAACAUAACAGCACAUUACAAACCAGGACAAACGAAGGCAACUCUAAUGAGGAAGAGUAUGUUUUUGAUUUGGAUUUUGAUGCCGACAUUGAGAAUGUAGUUCCCGAUCCUUAUUUGUAA
Molecule: messenger RNA, 753 nt
Organism: Entrophospora sp. SA101
Lineage: Eukaryota; Fungi; Glomeromycota; Glomeromycetes; Entrophosporales; Entrophosporaceae
Source: the annotation of a GenBank genome assembly